UGCUGCCUUCCUUCUUCUACCUAACCCCUCUCCCCACCUUCUACAUAAGCCCGCCGACGACGACCGCGACUUGUUCCAUCCUUGUCGAUUCUCUCCCCCUUCCUUCCUCCGACCAUGCCCAAUCGCCGCCGGAAACGCGACCUUCCUCCACCUGCUUCUGCUAAAGCCGGCGCCGCCGCCGGCGAGGAGGAGGAGGAGGAGCAGAACAACAACGGCAUCGACAUCAACGACAUGCCCGCCGCCCACAUCCUCGCCUCCCUCGACCACCACCGCGCAAUCCCCUUCCUCCGCCUCAACUCCUCCGCCGCCGCCGAGAAGCCGGAUUUGGACGGGCAAGGGCCGUCCAAGCGCCUUGCCGUCGUUCCUCCGGCUCCAUCGGCCCUGGCGGCGCUGCUGCCGGCGAUGUCGCUCCAGCUGCAGCGGCGGCUGUGGGUCAAGGACCGGUCGAGCGAGUGGUGGGAGCAGCGGAGCAGCGCCAGCUACCCGGACGACGCCUUCCGUCGCGACUUCCGCAUGUCCCGCGCCACCUUCGCCAUGGUCUGCGACGCGCUGGGCGCCGCCGUCGCCAAGGAAGACACCGCCCUCCGCGCCGCCAUCCCCGUCCCGCAACGCGUCGCCGUCUGCGUCUGGCGGCUCGCCACCGGGGAGCCGCUCCGGGAGGUGUCGAAGCGGUUCGGGAUCGGCAUCUCCACCUGCCACAAGCUCGUGCUCGAGGUCAGCGCCGCCAUCCGCUCCAUCCUCAUGCCCCGCUUCCUCCAAUGGGCCUCCACGGCGGAGGCCCAGGCCCGACAAAAGGCCCGCUUCGAGGCCUGCUCCGGCGUGCCGGGCGUCGUGGGCGCCAUGCUCACGGCCCACGUGCCCAUCAUCGCCCCCAAGCUCUCCGUCGCCGCCUACUUCAACCGCCGCCACACGGAGCGCAACGGCAAGACGUCCUACUCCGUCACGCUCCAGGGCGUCGUCGGCCCCGACGGCGCCUUCACCGACGUCUGCAUCGGCUGGCCCGGAUCCAUGCCCGACGACCAGGUGCUCGCCCGCUCCGCGCUCCACAACCGCGCCGCCAACGGCGGCAUGCCCGCCGGGUCAUGGGUCGUCGCCGGCGCCAGCUUCCCGCUCACCGACUGGACGCUCGUGCCCUACACGCACCACAACUUGACAUGGACGCAGCACGCCUUCAACGACAAGGUCGCCGGGAUCCGGCUGGUCGCCGUCCGCGCCUUCCGCCGGCUCAAGGCACGCUGGGUGUGCCUCCAGAAGCGCACCGAGGUCAAGCUCCAGGACCUCCCCGUCGUGCUGGGGGCCUGCUGCGUGCUGCACAACAUCUGCGAGAUCAGAGGGGAGCCGCUCGCGCCGGACCUGCUCAAGACGGAGGCCAUGCUCAAUGACCUGGACGCCGACAACCCCGCCGUGCCCGAGAAUCCGGUCAGGUCCGAGGCCGCAGCCGUUGCCAGGGACAAGAUCGCGCACGACCUGCUCCACCGUGGCCAUGCCGGCACCAGAUUCUUCUGAAUCCCCAAAUCAGUCAAUCAGUUUCAGUGGCCCUGCUUAGAGAAUCAGACAUCAUAGCUCAUAGAUUAUUCUCCUCGAUCUUGAGUUCGUCUUGGUUUAUAAUUUCCAAGUAGAUUCAAUCCAGACAUUCAUUAUCAAAGGUUUUCAUUUUUUAUGUAUACAUAUUUUAUUUUCGGUUUGCUCGUACAAGGGUUUUGACUGGUUAGUUAACUUCAGAUCCACAAGAAAGGAGGAAGAAUAUCAAAAAGAAAGACUAGUUUUAUUUUAUUAUUACAUCAUGUGUUGCAAAGAAAAAAAAAGGAUGUCUUGUUUUGUCUGUGUUGCCUCGUCUAAUAAUGCUAUUUAUACAUUCUUGGA
Brachypodium distachyon (stiff brome) is the source of this 1863-nucleotide messenger RNA. RefSeq names its product protein ANTAGONIST OF LIKE HETEROCHROMATIN PROTEIN 1. The record is from RefSeq and is a predicted model, not a curated record. The coding region runs from base 115 to 1506 and encodes 463 amino acids. The transcript has a single exon. Lineage: Eukaryota; Viridiplantae; Streptophyta; Magnoliopsida; Poales; Poaceae.